CAGUUUGAUUAGCUUAUGGUUUUGAUUCUUCAGGUGAACUCGAACAUUUCACAGCUGCAAGCAACAUAUCCAAAUCUUGCUCAUGUCUGCAACCCUUUCUCUGCACUACCAGACUAUACAUAUCAGACAAAUAACUGCACAGCUAAUACGAUCAGGAUCGGCAACAUACCAAAGAUAUUGGAAGUAUUUACUUGUUGGGAUGCCAACAAUGAAACCCGUCAAGAGGGGCAAUUCAUAUCCAGCAAUGAUUUCAAAAAAGUGGAGGCUUACGCAAGUUCAAUUGAAAACCUGCUAAACGUUUAUCCAGGCAUGGAAAAUCUAGUCCAAUGCCAGUCCGUGAAGGAUGCAUUUUCCAAGAUCAUUGGCCGACACAGCAAACCUUGGAAGCGAUCCGCUUGCAUGGCAUGGGCGGCAAUGGUUCUUCUCUUGAUCGUCAUGGUAAUAUUGGUUCUUGUAUGGGCAGCGUAAGCUCGCCAUGAUCAGGACCUUCAUUCUUCAGACAUUUCGUCCAAAACAACAGAUUCAUUGGAAUUACAAGCAAAUAAUGAAGUGAUACCUGAUUCAAUUUAGAUGCAAAAAUACUGCAGAUCUCAAGAUUGUUACUUUGGAAGACAAGGCAGCCAAGCAGCUUCCAGACAAUACUAGUUUUGUACAGGGUAGAGAUAUAUAAGAUUAACUAAAUUUGAAACAAAGAUAGAGAUAAUUGUCUGAAAUAGACAGAGAUAAAGGAUCUACAAGGGCCAUUUUUUUGGUCUGAAUAGAAGUUUAAAUUUUGUAAUAGAUUUACAAGAAAUACAAGAUUUUUUCUUUGUACUUCCAGAUCUGGGGAUCAACCCCAUAAUACAAUGUAAUAUGUAGUUGUUGAAGAA
Messenger RNA from Hibiscus syriacus, 869 nucleotides. RefSeq lists its product as uncharacterized. Lineage: Eukaryota; Viridiplantae; Streptophyta; Magnoliopsida; Malvales; Malvaceae. The coding region runs from base 16 to 468 and encodes 150 amino acids. Gene Ontology annotation, cellular component: membrane. The record is from RefSeq and is a predicted model, not a curated record. The transcript is spliced from 2 exons.